AUGAGCUCCCCAUGUACCAAGAGCACUACAAUGCUCUCUUCUCCAUGGACUUUGUGGAGACCAAGUACCCACAUGAUGACACAUGAGAGCCUUGGAUCUUUGAGGAUGUGGAGUUGGUGCUCAAGAACAUGCAAUUGGGGAAGUUCUUCUCUCACCGCAUGGAGUCUUACAAGGAGCUCACUUGUGAGUUUUUGGCUCAAUGAAGCAUCACAGUUUGAUGAGCUCGAUCGAGCUGAGUUGGACCAAGGCUGGGGGUACAUAACUUUCUUGGCAAAGGGAGAGAAGAAGAUGGUGACCUUUAGGCAGCUUGAGAUACUGUUUGGGUUCACUAUGGAGAAGGUAACCAUGGAACAUCAAGGAAAAGAACUCCAAAGAGUUGGGCUACAAUCGCUGAUGGAGUGUACUCUUCCUCAAGGUCCAAGGCUGCUCAGAUCAGGAGCCCAGUGCUUGAGAUAUGUCCACAAGGCACUUGCCAACACCUUCUUUGCAAGGAAGGCCACUGGACAAUCAAUGAGGGAGAAGUGA
Molecule: messenger RNA, 525 nt
Organism: Microthlaspi erraticum
Lineage: Eukaryota; Viridiplantae; Streptophyta; Magnoliopsida; Brassicales; Brassicaceae
Source: the annotation of a GenBank genome assembly